ACAUCAAGACAAAGAACUUAUGUUGUCUGUUAAAUAUGGAGCUCAAGUUGGAGGUUGUGGUGUCAUCCAGCAUCAAACGGAAGAAACCAUGGCCGCGAUUCUGUUGGCUUGGCAGGGAGAAGGAGUCUGUUUUCCUGUUAGAUGACAAACGAAUCAGUGAGAUCAACAUGGUGUCUGGACGAACCAAAAAGAAGACUCCCAAACUCCAUCCUUUGCUAAAUAGUGUGGUGAGAAUGGCUUCGUCCCACAACGGUAUGUGGCUCUGUGGACUUUUGGUGUCAGGAGAGCUGUUUCUGUGGAACCGGGAUAAAGACUUGUUGAAGACUUCUGCAGCCAUACCAGAAGUAGUUCAAAUGAUUACAGGGAAUACCACACGACUGUCACUGCAGGUUGCAGGGGAUGGGAUGCGUGUUCUUCUGAUAGCCGUAACAGGGCAAGUCUUCCUGUGGGAGUGCAUGGAUGUCAGGGAUUUGAUGGGAGUACGGGAUGGCACAGUCAAGGGACAAUGGACACACAUCCAGCCCCUUGAAGACUCUGUUAUGCCUUCUGAACAAGACAAAGAUGCAUCCCAGAACACUGUCUUCAUCAAGACAGAGGUGAUGGGUGAUGCCUGCUUAUCAGCAUUUGUUUUCACAUCUGCAAAGAAGGUGAUCAUCACCUGCCUGAAAGUCCAGUGGGAAGAGGGCCAUGUGAGAGUGGGUUCUAUAGGAUACAGCAUACAGUGGGCCACCAAGACCUACCCCAUGUCAAGUCUCACCCCACCCUGCCAACCAGUGAAGUCCAGAGGGGCCUUGGUGCCAGCCUUCUCCCCAGACGGCAGUCUGUUAGCUAUAGUCCUGAACCAGAGACAGCCUCAGGCCACACAGGUACUCUUUGUGAGCACACAGAACUUUGUCUCAAUAUCAAGAGGUCUAGGAGGAUGUGGGAGCAAAAAAAUGGAGAUCCCUUCUAAAUACACAAGGUCGUACUGGGUGGGCAGUGUGAGCUGGUCACCAAGCGGUCUUUUCCUAGCCUGUGUCCUGAAGAGAGGCUCCCUUCUUAUGUUGUCACGCCUUGGGGGUCUUCUAACGCUGUCAAGCUCCGGUUGCAAUGUAGAUUUUGGACCAGCACACUUCCUACCCCUGCACCCUCUCGUCACUUACAGGCCUCCAGUGUCUGCAGGAAACAAGGACGCCUCUCUGUCCAGCUCCAGCUUGUCUGUGAGGGAUGUCCUGAGGCAGCGCUAUUCUGUCACCUGGCAUCCCCGGCUGUUGUACCUUAUUGUGUCAGAUGGUUAUAUGGCUACAGUUAUGAGGGUUCUAGAUAAACCAUCUCCCGAUCUGUUGCUGAAAACACUCCUGAAGGACACAAGCAAAGACCUCGAGAAGGCCAGCCGGGUACUAGAUAAAUCACAGAUUCAUGUCAGGGCAUGGCUGGAGUCCGUAUCUUGUCUGAAUCUUGACAACAACUCUGAGGUGUUAAACCCAAGCUUUACACUUGGACCAAACACUUCAGAGUCUGUCAUUUCAGCAGCCACAGAUGGAGCCACUUUGCCACUUUUUCUGCAGGACCAGGGGACAUUGGGUGGUACCAAGGAGCUUUUUGAGAAAAUGCAGGCUUUCUUUGAGGAUGACUCUGAUUUAGAAGGACCUCCUGCCGGUUCUUAUUUGGAGGAUCGUGGCCAUCUAGAGUUUGCCUCAAUGUUUGACACACUCCAUGCUCUGGAGACAAAUACCGACAUCAGACUUGUCACUAGCCCAGAUUCUGAAAAAGACUUUGUUAAAACAAAAAGAAGGACUUCUAAAGUUCAUCAUGAGCUUGGAAAAAUCCAGAGUAAGCUUUUAACAGUGUGGGCUUUGGGCUUGUCUCUUGGAAAUGCUGUGGAGAACAGACCCCGUCUGAUGAAGCAUACCCUCUUCUGUGUGGUGCGAUUAGCUGCUUUACUCCGUUUGUUUUGCGAAGGGAAAAAGCAUACCUCGGUUUCUUCUUGCCUCCUGAACCUUCUUAAAAACGUUCUCUCGUUCCUUCCCUGGGAUAGCGCUCACUCAGAUGGACCACGCUGCCUGGGGCUGAUGGUGGAGCUCAGUAAACGGUUGAUACACCUCUCACUGACCCCUCACCCUGAAUCCCACCAGACUGAUCUCUGUCAGCUGUCAGCCCAAAGUCUAUCUUCAGCCGUGCUCAUUUUGCAGCUGGUUUCUGAGUCUCUGGACCACACUUACAGCCUGCAGCAGAGAACUUUCUGGUCCUCUGGAGAGAAGGGAUCCCAGCUUCCACGGCUCUGGCCUUCAGAUGUGCACCAUGUACCGAUGUUACAUGAUGGAAAGGAAGAGGAAUCCAGCCUUAUGCAUCACUCACAACCUGUUCCUCAGAGACCAUCCAGCAGAUUGUUGGGAGUGUGGCAGUGGGUCUACAAGAUCACCAGGCAAUAUGCGGAUGAACUGAAAAGCUUUGAAGGCUCUCAGGGCUUUGAUGAGGAGCAGAAAGAGUUGUCUGUCAUCAUGUCCCAGGUCCAAACAGCUCUGCAGGCUACAGGAGAAAGGCUCGAGGAGGGUCCUGCACUGCUGAGUUACCCCGGCGAACAUCUUUUCCUGUUUGGCUCGUACACAAAAAGUGCAGACACCUGGCGGUCACAAAUCUGUGAGGAAAGUACAGAAAGCUGUCAUCGUAGCGUCUUUAAGGAGACACGGCUCUGUCUGGCACUGCUAUACAGUCUGUUAUCUGAGUAUCGUCUGAGGGAAGCCCAGGAGUUGGGGGACCACGUGGCCCGCCUGAUCCUGCUCCGUGUUGGACACCAGAAGGACACCUGCAUUAGAGACUCUCUUCCUUGCCCUUGGCUGCCUGUGGACCUUCACAGUGAUACAGCAUGUGCCGUGGUUCAGACCCUGGGGAGAUUCAUGGCAUCUUACUUCACCAACCAACCCCUCUACAUCCUGCCCCCUCACCAUGUGGCUGUCCUGCCUCCACUACACCUACCUCAUGCUCCUACUGUAGGGCGCUUGGUGCCAUUGUGCCAGGAGGAGGUGGCAAAAGCAGUACGACGUCAGCAGCUGUCAGAAGUAUGGACGGUAGACUACGCCCAGGACCUACUCCUGCUUGGGGGUCUCCUUCCUGAGGCUGUGUGGUUAGCUUACCAUCUAGGGGACUGGAAGACAGCGGCCUCUUUGAGCCUGGCUUAUACAAGCUACUGCAGUGACCACUUUGACUUCACUCGGCUCAGGAGGAGAGAGCUUCACCUCCCAACAGAUCUCGAGCCAGAAAGUAUUUUCCAGGUUGAGUUGGAGUGUAUUCUAGGCAACAAGUCUCACUCCCAAGAGCUCCGGGAUAAGAAUGGGGACAAGAGCUUUACAGACACGUUGGAAGCAGAAGACUGGGACUUGAUACAGGCAGCCAUGCAGGAGAUUCUGAAGGCUUCAGUCAUGGCUGGAGUGAAUGUGUUGUCUUCACCCUUGUCUUCCUUGCUGAACACAGUAAAAGAAAUGUGUUCUCUCCUGCCGGCCGUGGUGCCAAAUGGACUGUAUCUGCCUUCCCCACCACUUUAUUGUCCUCAGCCUUCCCCCAACACACAGGACCCAGUUGGGACAACCGGGCAGUUUGAAGAAGUUGCAUCUCGUCACAAAGUGUCUAGAAUCCUGCAAAGAUUGCUGUUGCUUCUGAAAUCUGCACGCUGUUGCCGCCCUGCUGCCCAAUGGUACAUCAGCCAUCUGCGUCGAGCCAGACAUAUUCUGCAUAAGAUCAAGAAGAAGUACUCUUAUCCAUCUGCUGCUGAAGAAGAAAAGGCGUUCCCAGACGGCCUGAUGAAAUUUGUCACCCGCAGUGGAUUCUUGAGGAGGGGUCCCAACAAAGAAGGUCACCUGGACCCUGACACUAUCCAAACUAUUGUCUGUUUCAGGGAGCUGUGUGCUUUAUGCUGGAUGCUUCACAUCAGGGACCAGCUCUCCAUUUCCUGCAGGAAGUAUCAGGCUGCCAGACAGCGUGUUAGAGAAGAUCAGAUCACAAAUGAUUCAGAAACGAGAUCCACCUGUGUCAACGCUCUUCUCUGGGCCUGUCGUUUGCUGCCUUUCUCCUGCUUCCUCAAUGUUGAGGAGAUCCUCCAGGAUAUUCUGCUCAGCCUAUUGUCUGAACUCCCUCCUCUCUCUCUGGUGGCCGACACACUGGUACAAACCUUCCCGGAGGAGGAAGAAUCAGUCAGAGUCCCUCUGAGAGAAAAAUAUAACUCACUGCUGCAGAGACUGAGGCAGAGCAGUGUCCUCGAGGGGGAACAGGAGGAUGUGAACGAGUUGAUGAUGAUCGUGAUUCAAGACAAACGCAGGCAGAGGAGGAAACAUCUUGGGCGUUUGAAGAGGCACCUGGCCCUACCUGAGCUUCAUCUGUGGGAGAAAGACGAGGAAGAGGAGGACAGGGGGAGCAAACAUGGAAUGGCCAUGUUAAGGCAGCUCUCUCUCGGUACAACUCUGAGCACCAGCACCUUGACUGACUGUGCCUACCCGCCGGUGUGCAGUGAUGGAGACACAGCGGAUAAUACAUCUGAGGCUCUCUCCCCUGAAAUGCAGAGUAGAAGCGCAACCAGAAGCAAAAAAGUGAGACACAGAGCCAAGAAGGCUGCUGUUAAGAUUGACAGUGUCAUUCAGGAGGAGAAUCACCCAGAUGAUGCCAAGGAGAAGGAGCAGCCGCAGCCACCAACCGUAGGCACCUGGGAGUUUGAGCUGGAAGAUGAAGAGUAUCUCAACUUCCUGGAGCUCUUCCUCAGCUAUGUGUUGGAGAAGGAUAGCUCUGAGGGAGCGGAAUUAGGCGGUGAGCUGCCUUUGUUGAAGAGCUUCUCCUCCCAGCUGAGGGAGAGGGAGCUGCAUUCUCUCACCUUUGAUGUGCUCACAACCAUUCAUCGGCGUCAGAGAGAUUCACACCAUUCAUCGAGGAAACACUCAGGCAGUGAUCUGCCAGUGUUCAGAGCUGGCUGCUGCUUCAAGUCUUUAAAACAAGGUGCAACACCUGAGCUGCAAACUCCAUCUCUCUGGAGUGAAGCCCCUGUAUCUAGAACAAACCAUUCUGUCAGCUCUCUUCCUGGGCUGAGAAGUGGAAGGCAGAAAGGUUUGUUUGGCCUCCGACAGCGGCGCAGUGUGCCAUUAGAUCAAAGCACAAAAGAAGGCCUCUUAGGUUCUGGGACUAGUCCUAAUCCAAGUCCCUUUCUCAUGAGGAAGCAAUCAGAGAGCUUCACAUAUGGCUCAUCAUCCAUGGAAACUGUAAUUGACCUGCAGCAGGGACUGGACCCUAAACUAGAUGCUCAGUUUCCAGAGCUGGGAAGGCUGCUUGAGUGGAUGGUACGCUGGGCUGAUAGGAGGGUGCUCACCGGAUAUCAUGGCAAAAAGAAGAGAGACAGGAGAGAAGGGGCUGGAGGACCAGCUGAUGACGGAGUCAUGAUUCGUGUCAAAGCCUCUGCCCCUGCCAUCCUCACGUCUCUCAGCUUGCUGCAGAGCAGGUUCACGGCUCUACUCGCGAACGAGUGCUACAGUGCCCACAUCCAGAUUCCAGAAACACAAUGGACGGUUGCCCCUGUGCUGCAUCCUGAGGGGGAGAGGCAGCUGGAGAGAGAGAGCAGUGUUGAUACAGGCUACCCCGGAUCUGCAACUACUCCCAUCAUUGGCCUCGAUUUACAUCCAAUAGAAUUGUCUGUUGGUUCUGGUACCGAUGAACCAGAGGAACUUGUAUUUCACAGCAUGCCUCUCCCUAAUGACCAGGAGGAACGGAGCUUUGAUGCUCAGCAGAGACUGUCCAGUUCACAACAACUGUGUCUUGAUGAUUUAGAUGUUACGCCAGAAAAAGAAGGCCACAGUAGCAACAGUGAGGGCUUGGAAGUGUCGUCCUCUGUUUCCAAUGGGAACACUUCUGGACACAUGCCUGAUACGAGUUUAAAGCUUGCAGAUUUGGACUUCAAUGAAAACACUGACGACAUGUCCAAUUCUGCGUCUCUCCCCAGUCAGAUUAGAAGCCUACAAGCCCCCUCACACCCAGAGCCUCAAGCUCUUCCUACUGUCCAGCCUGAGGCGGAGGUCCAUGCAGAGCUCUCUGGUCCGCCUGGGGUGCUGCUUCCAAGCACACCUGUGGAUAAUCCCCACCCUCAGCCACAAAGCGCUUUGGCGGAUGCGCCCGCUGACGCUUUAGCAACCCCCAGUCAGCCGUUAUCCACUGAGAAUCCACAAAUGAGACAGCGCCUGGGCGAAGACUUGUACCGACUAGUUCAGAAUAUCAACUACAUGAGCCUGAUGGAGGUUUUAGGAGCUUCAUUUUCUAACUUACAACUUGCCCAGCAGAGCUCUUCUUUGGCCCAGUCCAACAUGAACUCCUCACAACUUCAUGUGCCAUCAACUAAUGCUCCCAGUUUCAAGCCUCAACUCAAUGCCUUCCCACUUCAAACCAACAUUCCUAUGACACCUGAGACUCAAGGAUGUGUGCAAACUCCUGCAUCCAAAAUCACUCAGUUUAGCCAGGCCCCUGCAUGUGAGUCUGCAGACCAGCCUGACUUACAGAACUCAGGGAACACUUAUCCAGCAAGUAGCCGUUGUCACAUCUCCAUGGAUGUAGCCUCCACCUCUAACGUUGCAGGUGUACAUUAUCAGGCGAUGCAGCCACUCUCUGUGCAGGCAGAGUCUCCAGAAAUCCAGUUUAGGGAGAGCAGGACAUUUAUCCCACCUUCACAGGGACUCCUGACCACGAGUCAGGGUGCACACAGCACCCAUGUGUUACCAACUUCUACUGAAAACAUACAAAAUGAUUCUACAGCCCAUUUCUCAGGCCUGAAGUUGCUUCAGCUCCACCGUCCUCCAUUAUCCCAGCAGAGUACCCAACACCAUCCCCAGACGCUGCACACUUCAAACCCAUCAAAGAGGACAGAAAAGGAGAAAAGAAAUGUUUCUACAUAUCAAAGAAGACAUCUCAGUUUUAAUCAUACACAUGAUCCAACUCCUGUGAUCUCCCAACACAACAUCCAGACAUCAGAGAGAACCAGGGAGCAUGACUUCUCACUACUGCCUCCGGCUUUUACAGCUCACACACCUGCACCAAUGCAGGGCCUUCGACUGCUGCGCUACGAGCCUGUUCCACACAAUAAAGUCACGUUCCCUAAAAUACCCGGACAACCUUCCUCCAGGUCAGUCUCCGUGUUUGCAGCUCCGAGGGCGGAAGCACCCAUCAAGCUUCUUCGUUUAGAAUCCGGCCCUAAAAUGAUGUUUCCAAAAACAGCCCCUUCAGCCCAAGUGAUCCGUCUCAUGUCCAUGGAGGAGCUGACGAAGUCGGUGAUGGCGAGGCAGAACUCUGAAGAGGCUCGACUCCGGUUGCUCAGAGUCGAUCUUCCUCCUGAAAGCAGCAGAAGAGAUGCCCUCAGCUCUAACUCCAGCAAGCGGCAGAAGAGGAGAGAGCAAAAGGCAGGGAGGGAAGGAAAAGCAGAAGUCACAUUCAGACCGAAUGAUUCUAUCAUUCCAACACAAGAGCAAACUAAUGAGCCUGAAAAGCUGGCAGCUGCAGAAGAGAUUCCUACAGGACAGGAUGUGUCGGCUCAAUCCGGGUUCUUUGACUCUAUGCUGACGGGUCAGAGGUUAUUGGACAGGGCCAUGUCCACUUCAGCUGAGCUCCAUGCAUUUGCUUCCACGCGAAAAAGACCCCCAGAGUGCCACGAUGCUUUCACCAACACUGACCCAGCUUGUCCUCCAGCACUCGUGGACAAAGCUGUCUCUGUGCUGGUUGGUAACCCUAAAUCAAAAAGUCCAGGGCCUCUGCAGUUUAGCGACCAGCAUCAUGUUCAAGUCACAGAGGAGACCCCACAGAGGCUUGAAGAGAACCUGGAUCUGAAUGGCCACCAGUUCAUAAGUGUCUUGGAUCUAGAAGACGAAUCCCUGCAUCAGGAUUUACCACCCAGUCUCAGCCUAGGAGCACAAAAUAUUCCCUCCAACUGCCCUCCAUCCCCUACUUCUGCUCAGCUUCAUGUUCUUGCGACGUCUGUUUUAAGGAGAGCUGCUGCUGAUCCAUACCCCUCAGUGACAAAUCAGGAGGAUUACAUGAAAGCUUCCACUCACACAGGUAUCCCUGAGGAGUUGCCUUCAUGCAGCCACUAUGAGCCAGUUAGAGUAUCAGAGAUAAUCACUUCACAAGACAUAGAAGAUCCAUCUGACUCGGAAAUCUGUCAGGCCAUACAGAGCCAGAGCAUCAAACCUCACAGCGCCUCAUCGACACUUCCAACAGUCUGGUUCUCCUCCCACCUGUCUGAGAUGGAUUGUCAGUUAGCUGCUCUGCAGAACAUUGCGGACAAUCUGGAGAGGGACUUCUCCAACUCCAGGAUGUUGGUGAAUACACCGCUUACACCGGGAUUGGCUCCUGAUGUGAAGUCUCCAACAGCAGUGAAAAAGACGGUCAGACUGUCCGUCCCACAGGAAGCAUGGAUGCCUAGACUGGAUCCACUGAAUGAACUAAAUGCCUUGGAAGAAGAAGAGGAAGAUCUGGAAGAAGAAAUUGUCAUUCAUAGUUACUCUCUCACUCCUGAGAGGUUAAGAACUCAUCUCACCAGUGUUUCUGGAACAUCUGCUGUAUGUGCGGAUGAGAACUUGGGUCUGACUGGGCUAUCUGAUACAGCGGAAAUUUUAGACGAGUUGGUGAGGGAAGGCUAUCUAUCCCUGAAUGACCUGGAUUUAUCUUAUCCACAGACUGCGCACUCUAACAGCAUGGAGCCGCAGCGAAAUGGCUGGAUGUCACAGAAACGAGUCCGUCCAGAAGAUGAGAGGAGGGAGCUGAGGAUCUGGAUGAGGAGGAAACAGAGGGAACAACUGGCUGUUUAUCAAAAACACAGAGAGAGCCUGAGGGAGAAGGAGCACAGACCCUUCUCUUCUUCUGGAGCAGCAAAAUCAACAAAGAAGAAUGACACAACUGUUUGGAGAACCAGGGAGGAAAAAGAGAAAUUUAUUCUUCUGGAGCAAUACAACCAGAGGACCCGUGAAGCUUUUUCAUUGGCCAGGGACUUUUCCGCCGAUCCACCAACCACAGGCCCUUCUUCCAGAACUGGAGUUUCUCCACUGCCCUCAGCGUCACGAUCCAACUCUGCUCCUCCACCUGGCAGCACCUACAGGGUUUCCAAUGUAUCUGCCAGUGAUGAAAGAAGUCUGGAGUCAGGGCGGGCUCAACCACACUCUCGACCAUGGACGGCUGACACACAGGGACGGACUUCAGAGGACGAACGCAGGAGACUAGGACUACAUAGACCAGUUACCUCUCUGCCAAGGGACCGUCUGUCUCAGGUGACCAGACGUGGCAUGCUCACAGAUCCAAAGAGCAAAUCAAAAGCUCUUGCAUCCAGCCAAAGUGAGGAGUGGCAAUUUGAACACCAGCAAAAGACGGGGCCAAACAAAAGUCUUCCAAUGGUGGCGGCUGCAGGGAGAGGGAUCCUAAGGAAGACCAGGAUGGAAGAGACAACGGAGUUGAACACUUGGGAGCCCACAUCAGAAUUGGAUAUGCUGCUGGGCCAAGAGGAGGCUAACAGGGUCGGGGCUGGACUGUUGGAAGAACAGGAUGAUAGAUGCAGAGCUGGUGUGUCGGACAUGGACUGGCUGGACAACCUUUCUGAGACCGGCAGCACACUCAGCAAAAUAGACUGGGCUGCUAUUGAGAGGAUGGUGGCUGCAGAGGAUGCUUGAAAUUAAAUGUCAUCAAGAUUGUAUGUGCCUUUGAAAUACUACCAAAUCAGAUUGAUUUCAAACUAUGACAAUAUAAAUUGUUAUUUAGAUUUAUUAAUACACAUUUUGUAUUUAAAUGAAUAAAUUCAGCAUACAAGAGAUUAUAGAUGAUAUUAUAUAUUAAAGUCAAAUUUUUGUUGCACUCACACUUGCAUUGAUGUCCUUUUAUCUACGUUUUUUCGUUUGUUCUAUUUGUAUGUAUAUUUUUAUAUUUUUAUUUUUAUUUUGUGCACAUGUAAUUGUUGCUGGAAUUAAAUUUAUGGUUUAUUUUUUUUUAAAGCUGCUAUCAUGUUAUUUUCACAUUUAAUAUUCUUCUCUAUUUAGCCUGAUAGAGCUACCUGCUGGAUCACACAUGCUUGCGUUUAAUGUUUGUGGUUCUGUCUUAGUUCAGCAUCUAUCCUACGAAUGCUAAUGCUCCCAUACAUUAAUAACAGCAAACUGAUUGGUUCUGAAUUUAAUUAGCUGACUGUGUUUUGGAUUAUACAGCAAAUCUUUACAGUUCUAUACAACAAAUAAUACAUUAGAACAGUGCCAUAUUAUUUCUUAAAAGCUAAAACUCAUAAUACAUUUUAUUGUGUUUUAUUUAU
This is a messenger RNA of Labrus mixtus (cuckoo wrasse), 10279 nucleotides long. It is a transcript of the gene cplane1, whose product is annotated as ciliogenesis and planar polarity effector 1. NCBI's taxonomy places the organism in Eukaryota, Metazoa, Chordata, Actinopteri, Labriformes, Labridae. Bases 36 to 9653 code for a protein of 3205 amino acids. The record is from RefSeq and is a predicted model, not a curated record. Gene Ontology annotation, cellular component: ciliary transition zone. Gene Ontology annotation, molecular function: protein binding. The transcript is spliced from 49 exons. Gene Ontology annotation, biological process: cilium assembly.